Penicillium diatomitis is the source of this 3108-nucleotide messenger RNA. RefSeq names its product lipase ROG1 family protein. Gene Ontology annotation, molecular function: monoacylglycerol lipase activity. The record is from RefSeq and is a predicted model, not a curated record. The transcript has 2 exons. The coding region runs from base 1 to 3108 and encodes 1035 amino acids. Lineage: Eukaryota; Fungi; Ascomycota; Eurotiomycetes; Eurotiales; Aspergillaceae.
AUGGAAGACAAGCGCAGAUCCGAUGCUUAUCACCCCCGAACGUAUUCCGAAUCGCAGAACCCCGACCACGGCAUCCGAACAUUUGAUCCUACCGAGGGUGCACCUUAUUUCUCCACGCUUGGGGGCUGGAAACAACGUAUACGCCGAGAGGUUCCAUCGGCCGAUAUGCUGUUGAUUCACCAGACUGGGAGUGUUCGUGUUGGAGAGGUUGUUCGAUAUACUUUGACCUACACUCCUGCAGCCGAUCCGAUCCUACCCCUGCCUUCCGAGCUAUACGUCAGAAUCAAAAAUACCUCGGCGAUUCCUCUGCGUGCCGCAUACCUCCACGGUCCUUAUACCCUAUAUACAGCUUGUUAUCCGUCUACAUUUGAUCCAAAUACCAAGUAUGACCGGCAAGAUACCGAGGGUGUGCCCCAGUUUGAGCCCUACCUCAAAGCGGGCGGUAGCUGGGAUGCGACUAUCAAGAUGCCGGUGCGCUUUGGGGAUUCCCACAGUCUGGCGGCUGGGCAGACGGAGGAAGGCGACGAUCGCACUAUGACAUGGGUGAUUGAAAUCGUGUCCCAAGUGAUCUUCUCGACAACUGCCGCGGUUCACUUCGAACUGCUAGUGGCUCGAGAUGCCAACUCGAUCGAGUACUUUUCGUCGGGAGGAUCGAAUUCGGGCAGCCAUGGCCCUCCAGGAAAGCUACAGGACCACUGGGACAGACAUAACACACGGGGUCACUCGGCGACAGUCUCAAGGGGGGUAUACUCGAAAUCAACGACCUUACGGGUGGACGAUACCAGCAGCUUGUGGAACACACCUCCGCUGCCAUCCUGGGCGUCCGAGCGCGUGGAUGGCCCACCCGAGCGAGCGGAUCGUAUCUCGCAGGACGAGAUGCCCGAAUCAACUCAACUGGCCAAAGGCAAAGCUGGGAGAAAGAAGAAAAAGAUCCACUUGGUCGUUGUCACCCACGGGCUACAUAGCAACUUGGGUGCAGACAUGCUCUAUAUGAAAGAAAGCAUCGACGCCGCUGCUGCCAAGAAGAAACAAGCGAAACAGCAGGCAAGGCAAAAGGAUGGCAAGAGCGGCAAUGAAAAUCAUGAUGACGACGAUGACGAGGAAAUCAUCGUGCGUGGGUUCUCUGGCAAUGCCGCCCGUACGGAGCGAGGCAUCCAAUACCUUGGCAAACGUCUCGCCAAAUAUGUCCUCUUGAUGACAUAUCCCGACCAGCCAUUUUACCCCUUGAAGCUCAGUAGAAACGACUCCUUCACUCGAGCGUUCAGCUCUCGCAAAGAAAAGAGCCAAUCUCCGCAGUCCCAUCCACCCCUCGAGAGCCAUGAGGCGGACUCAGAGAGCGACGACCAUGCUUAUCAGAUCUCCAGCAUCAGUUUCAUUGCGCACUCUCUGGGUGGAUUGGUGCAAACAUAUGCCAUUGCCUACAUCCAGAAGCACUCGCCGGAGUUCUUCGACCGCAUUCAGCCUGUCAAUUUUAUUGCCCUGGCGUCUCCUUUCUUGGGCCUCAGCAACGAGAAUCCAUUAUACGUCCGCUUUGCGCUCGACCUCGGGCUUGUCGGGCGCACAGGACAAGAUCUUGGACUGACCUGGACGCCACCUAAAGUGCGCAGUGGAUGGGGUGCCAUCAUCGGCGGCCGAGGAGACUCGGGUCACGACCAGAAUCAAAAUGAUCCCGGCUCGAAACCAUUGUUGCGAAUCCUGCCUAGCGGCCCGGCACAUGCUGCUCUCAAGAAAUUCCACCAUCGAACAGUAUACUCCAAUGUCGUCAAUGAUGGAAUUGUUCCUUUGCGAACCUCAUGUCUUCUCUUCCUUGACUGGCGUGGUCUCGGUCGAGUCGAGAAAGCUCGACGAGGCAACGGUCUUGUUGGCACCAUGGCUGAAUGGGGCUGGGCCGAGUUAACGGGUGCCAACUCCAAGUCACCACGACUUACUAGGCCUGACGAUGUUCCUCGCAUGGGUGAGGGCCAAGAACCGACUAAGAAGACAUCUUCCGAGUCUGAAGAAAGAGGAGCGCUGCGAGACGAGGUCAUGUCAGAUUCGCAGGGCGAGCCAACAUCCCCCAGACCCGAACAGUUCCUGGCAAGGCGGAAAUCCUCCACAUUUGGCGACAAUGGCGACGUAGGAAGGGGAAUCGAAAGCAGCAAUAAUACUGGAAACAAUCACGGUCCCUUGGCUAGCCUUAUGGCCUUUUUCCGGCCAAAAGAGACCAAACCGCCCCAGCACCACCGCAAGCAUGCCAAGAUCUACAAACGCAGCCAGACACUGGUCAAUGUAGACUCCGAUGUCUCGCCGUCACCCACGGUUCGUGGCAACUCCUUCUACGAAGAUGAAAAUGCGGGCGUCAAUACCCCUCCCAAGACCACGUUCUUUGAAUCGGCCGGUGACUUGUUGAUGCCUCCCCUGCCCCCGGCUGAAUUUAUCUUGGAUCCCUCAGCCCGCCCCCGAACUAUCUUCCACGACCGGGUCUAUCACCCCGAGGAUAUUCCCAAACCCUUACCAGUGAAGCAUCGGACUUUUCCGUUUAGCUCCAACAGUUCCAAGCAUGAUUCAUCGCCUUCUUCCAAGACGACAGAUAUACCGUCAAGUCCUACGUCCAGCUCCAGCACAAAGAGCGAAGAAAGUGGGCUCAAGCUCGAAGAAAAGAUUGCCAGAGCGUACCACCGCGGUUUGACAUGGCGCAAGGUCCUGGUUCGCCUGGAACCCGACGCACACAACAAUAUCAUCGUACGUCGCAUGUUCACUAAUGCUUAUGGCUGGCCCGUCGUCAAGCAUCUCGUCGACACCCACUUUGGACCUUCGUCCCAAGCCGAGGUCGAUGAUACGUUGAAGAGCCACGACGAGCGGGCCAAGGCAUUGAACGUCGGACCAACCAGUUCGGGCGAGGAAGUGGAAGGUCAAUCAGAUGUCCCUUCCGAGGGUGAGGGCGAGCGGGAACAUGGAUCGAGCGAGUCCGAUGAUGACAAGGCUUCUCCUUCCAUGGACGAAGUGCUCCAAUUGCAAGGGCUCGCAGAUGCACUGCUCGAGGGAUCCGACUCUCGUGAAGCAGUCGGUCUCCAGUCCUCAGCACCUUCAAGUCCUACGAGUAGCUCGCAGAAACCACUCGCGCGCUAG